AUGGAAGCACAUAUGUCAAUUCAAUAUGACCUUUUUGAGAAAUUGAAGAAGGCGGAACUGAACUUCCGGAAGUCACCAAAGGAAAGAAUUAAACCAUCAUAUAUUGAGACUCGUUUAGAGAAUUUGGAAGACUUAUGGAGAGAAUUUAAAGCUGGUCAUCGGAAGAUUAUUGCUUCAAUAUCUGCAGCGGAAAAGUCUAAGACUAAGUAUUUCUCGGAUGAUUUAUAUGAAGAAUUUGAGGAAUUCUACACAACGUUUAAAUGUGUCUUAAAAGAUGCCUGUGCAACUGUACCUAAAAGCAAUAAUAAUAUUCCUAGUGUAACUAAAGAAGAAGUGAAACUUCCCACCAUACAACUACAAACAUUCAGUGGAAAGUAUGAAGAUUGGCAAGCGUUUCAUGACAUGCACAUUUCUAUUGUUCAGAAUAAUGCAUCUUUGAGCAACGUUGAAAAGUUUCAUUACUUGAAAUCCAGUUUAACCGGAGAAGCUGCAACUUAUUUGAAUAAUUAUGCUACAACGGAUCAAAAUUAUUUGGAAGCCUGGAAACAAUUAGUGAAACGUUAUGACAAUAAGAAAUAUAAUGUCAACACUGUUAUGAAAAGGCUUUUUUCACAAAAGAAGAUAACACAUGAGAUUUCAACAGGAUUGAAGAGUUUAAUUGAUACUACAUCAUCUUGUUUAACGUCACUUUACAAUAUGAAAAUUAAAACAGAUAAUUGGGAUACAUUUAUUGUAUAUUUUGUUGUUACUCGGUUGGAUGCGGAAACUCACAGAUUAUGGGAGAAUCAUGACAGCCAAUUGAAUCCAGAGGAAUUGGCUACCUGGACACAACUUUUAUCCUUCUUGGAGACAAGGUUUAGAACUUUGGAAAAGUUUGAAGCUGUAAAGCAUACACCAAAGUCUCAGCAGGCUACUCCCGUCGUUAAACAUAAAUCUUUUCACAGUUCCAUUCAACGUAAAGAAUCUGUUGACAACAUUUGUGCAUUGUGCGAAGGGCCACAUUUUAUAUACAGCUGUAAAAGCUUUCUCCAGCAGCCAGUAAAUGCCCGUCAGAGCACAGUAGAAAAUAAAAGAUUGUGUUUCAAUUGCCUCUCAUCUACCCACACUGUUAAGAAAUGCCGCCAUUCAACCUGCUGUAAGAAAUGUGGAAGGCGACAUCAUUCGCUGCUUCAUCGCGAAAGGGAUAAUGCGCAAGAGAAUCUUACGCAUAAUCAGCACUCACAGAACCAAGAGAGAUCAUCCCCAUCAAACUCAUCAACUGAGACGAAGAUUUCAGCCCAUUUUCGAAAGUGA
Molecule: messenger RNA, 1293 nt
Organism: Colias croceus (clouded yellow)
Lineage: Eukaryota; Metazoa; Arthropoda; Insecta; Lepidoptera; Pieridae
Exons: 1
Coding region: 1-1293 (430 amino acids)
Source: RefSeq, a predicted model, not a curated record